Messenger RNA from Python bivittatus (Burmese python), 2995 nucleotides. It is a transcript of the gene MTBP, whose product is annotated as MDM2 binding protein. Gene Ontology annotation, cellular component: kinetochore. The record is from RefSeq and is a predicted model, not a curated record. NCBI's taxonomy places the organism in Eukaryota, Metazoa, Chordata, Lepidosauria, Squamata, Pythonidae. Gene Ontology annotation, biological process: traversing start control point of mitotic cell cycle; regulation of protein ubiquitination; protein localization to kinetochore.
UGAAGCUCGCCAUGUUUUCCGCCGCGCGAGCGGAAGCGGUGGGCGCCCGCGACCAUAGAGAUGAGCGGCGGUCGCGGCGCCUUUAGCGGAAGCGGAAGGGCAGCCGAGGCGGGAAGCCUCGCGAGGGGCGGCGCGGGAGUUUCAAGCGCCGCGGCGGUGGCGAUGGACCGGUAUCUCCUCUUUCUGAGCUGGCGGGUCCGGCGCGGCGAGACGGGUCCUGGAGGCCUUUCAGGUUUGACAGCUGAAAAUAUUUUUAACUUGCUAGAAAUAAAUUGCAAUCCCUCUCUAAAUGCAACAUUUGAAAAUUUCCCAGCAUGUUCUCUUACUGGGAUUCCAUAUGUGAAAGAAUGGUAUUUUGCAAUUCAGUCAAUAUGUGGAUUUUCCCAGUUUUGUAGUACUGACUGGGAGGACAUCAAUUUUGAUGAAGAGACAGAUCAAAGCAAAAGCUCUAUUCGAAGAAAGAUUGAAGAAUACCUUGAUGAUCAGAAUGUUGAGGAAGAAGAUAAUAGUUGGGAAUCUGUAUCACUCAUUGAUCUUUAUGAAGAAGCUGCAGAGAGCAUACAUCUUUUAGCAGAUAAACUUCCUGCUCCUGGAAAAGCAAUAGUCGAUGUUCUACUGCAGUCUUCAGAAACAGAUGCCCCUCAGUUAAAAGACUGCUUACCUGUCAUUGGUGCUCUAAAACACCUAAGAGAAUGGCAUGCAGCAAAAAUCACUAUUGUAGCAAACAAAAGCAAAAUUACUUGGCAAAAAUUUGCAGAAUAUCUUUCUGCUGAUAUCUUAGCUCCUGAAAACUUAAAAGACAGUAUUGAUUCAAGCGAAUUGUGGAGAGGAAAGAUCCAAAUAUGGGAACAAAAGUUUGGAUCUGAAAUUACAUUUCCAGACUUUUGUAUAAAAGGCACUGCAUCUGGAAGAUCGCUCAGCCCCUUCUGUUUAAAUACUUUCUUUGCUGCUGAUGAAAAUAAACAGUCAAAGAAUACCAGUAUUCAUUGUUCAGAGGUGUUCCAUUAUUAUGGUCCUGCUUUAAAAUUUGUACAGAUGGUGCUGUUGUCUCACUUGCCAGCAUGUUUAGUGUCAAACCUUCAGUUUGAGCUGACCUUGGCUAAAACUGAUGCUGAGAAGAAGUCUCUACUAUUUUGGGAUCAGCUUUCUUCUCUGCAUGGAAAGGUAGGAGCUUUAUUUGUAUUGCCUUGCAGUGUAAGCCAUAUGUUGAAUCCUGUACCCAGCCAGCUAAGUACAAAAAAAUGGAAGGAAUAUAUAGCUGAAAAACACAAAGUUGUCAGCAUUCCAGAAGUCGAACUUAAAGGAGAAACUUGCAAUUAUUAUUUCUUGGUACAAGGCAAUGGCUGUGGAAGAUGUAAAGCAACAAUAAUCUAUUCAGCCAGUCAGAUCAAUGGCUCUGUCACUCUUGCAGAAACUAUAGGAAAGCUAACUACAGAAAAAGAAGAAACAGAAGCAGGUUUCUUUGAAGAGUUUAUCAAAGUUUUCCCACAUUUUUAUGGAGAACAGAUUUUACAAAGAGAGAAGAAACUUGCUCAUCUCCAAGUACUGACUUUGAAUCACUGCCUGAAGAGACAAGCAUUUGCUGGGCAACUGCCAGUUGCUUUAAAGAAUGAACUGAAAAAUCUAUUAACAUACACUAGGGAACGCUUUCUAGAAUUAUGGAAGGUUAGCUAUCCAAGUACUGUUUGUCCAGGAGCAAUGACUAAAACUAGAGAUCAGGAAGCCGUUUAUGAACUGGAGCUAAAAGGUUCAAAUCCUUUGAAGUGGCCUGAAAGAAAUGUCCUGCAGAACUUGGAAAAUUCUGAAAAGAUUAAGCAAAAAACAAGAGUUUCUGAGCAGCUGUUGGGCCAUAAAAAUGGCCAGAAGGAUUCAGCAUUACUUGAUGCUAGAGAGAUGCUUAAGUACUUCACUGCAGAAGGACUGCCUAUAGGAGAUCUGCAGCCCUUGCACAUUCCAAAGAGUGACAGUGCUUUUUUGACACCUGAAUUGACACCUCGAAAACUGAGAGCUUUGCCUUUUGAAAAAGCUGCUGGCUGCCAUUACCAUGGUCUUGAGUACUGCCUUGACAACAGAAGAGCUUUGGAAAGAGAUGGGGAGUUUGCUGAACUUCAGUCUCGGCUUAUCCGUUAUGAAACUCAGACCACCUGCACAAAGGAGUCUUGCCCUGUGCCCUGUGUCUGGAGUCCCCUGCCAUCUCCGGCAGUUUCGUCAGAGCCUGGAAGUGUCCCUGAUGGGGAAUCUUCACAAAGGGAGCUCCAAACAGAGACAUCUAAGCUAAAACGGAGAUCAAAAGAUUUAGAGGGCUUUUAUCCCAACAGGAGGUUACUGCAGUCUGAAGGUACAGAUUCUGCCUUGCCCCAGGCAAGCAGAAUCAGCAGAAGUUGCCGAGCAGCUGUCCCCAAGCAUUGCCUGAAGACUUCAGACUCUCUGCCCACUGCAGCAGUCAAAUGUUCUCAGAAUUGGGUGACCAAAGUAAUUUCCGGGAGCAGUUCAGCAAGCCAGAACUGUAAUGAGGAGUCAGAGAUGCUGAAGCCCAGAAAGGAAUCAAGAUCUCAGAAGCAUACACGGAUGCUGAAGGACGUAGUGAGGAAUACUCUUGAGAAGCAUGGCAUCGCUAAAGACCACAAGUGCUUUACAACAUGCAGUCAACGUUUAUUUGAAAUAUCCAAGUGUUACUUAAAGGAUUUGAAAACUUCUAGGGGUCUGCUGGAUGAAAUGAAAAAGGCUGCUAACAGCAAUGUUCAACAGGUCAUUGAAUGGGUUUUAGAAAAAAACAAGGAGAAGUGACAUAUGCAAGAACUGUUGCCAUUCUGUGGAGAACCUUUUUAAGGAAGUGCGGUACAUUCAGCAAACAACUUAAAGUGCCUUGUUAACAGAUAUGCCUAAAACUGGUAGUAUCUGCUGUGUGAGGCUCUCAAACCUCUGAGAUAAUAAAACUGACCUUGAAGUUAUUUGUGUAUUGUAAAGUAUUUACUAGAAUAAUAAAAGAAUUUCU